ACCUGGCUGUCAUUAUCCUGGAGGAGAUUGGUUCCCACUGCAUGAGAGCUUUGGCUGCUGUUGGUGACAUCAUGAUGGCCACUCCCUCGGUGUGCUCGUGGUUGUCCUCUAGGUGGCCGGAAUGGAUUACUGUCUCUCCAGUAGGUAGUUGGCACCUUCCAGUUCCGUUCCAUCUGCUCUCGCAGAUUCCCAACACUUCUAUUCUGUACCUUCUCAUUUCAGCGGCUAUCUGGGCAGCCUUUCCAGUUUCGUACAUUGUACGAACAUUCCAGGUACCCAUCCUUACUUUUGCUUUCAUCGAAAGAAGGCACAUCGGCUGACUGGCUUCCCGAAGGCUUUCACCAGCCUGCGUCAUUUCACUUCCCCGAUUCCAGCGAAAAGUAAGGCUAUUGCUUAUGUUUUUAGAAUUUUUAAUAUAUUUAUUCGUUGAAGUUUCUGUAGCGAUUUGGUUGUUUUACAGGGGUGGAGUUGCUAGCACCACGCCCCAACCCUCCCUCUUUACCCGGGCUUGGGACCGGCUAGAAAACUAGUAAGCUAGUAGCCUAGCAAGCUAGUAUCUGGCG
This is a messenger RNA of Trichobilharzia regenti, 563 nucleotides long. NCBI's taxonomy places the organism in Eukaryota, Metazoa, Platyhelminthes, Trematoda, Strigeidida, Schistosomatidae. The record is from the annotation of a GenBank genome assembly.